Messenger RNA from Gadus morhua (Atlantic cod), 2981 nucleotides. RefSeq names its product myosin light chain kinase family, member 4a (gene mylk4a). The transcript is spliced from 15 exons. Gene Ontology annotation, molecular function: ATP binding; protein kinase activity. Gene Ontology annotation, biological process: protein phosphorylation. Bases 334 to 2736 code for a protein of 800 amino acids. Lineage: Eukaryota; Metazoa; Chordata; Actinopteri; Gadiformes; Gadidae. The record is from RefSeq and is a predicted model, not a curated record.
UACAUUUAGGGAGACUGGCCUGUCCCAUUCUUAAUCCCAUUUCCAGUGUGCUGAGGGGCAGCAGUUUGAGAUGGAGGGACAGAAAUACAGAAGCUUUUUGACGGGAUAUUGACCUUAGCUGACGCUUUUCAACUGUGACAUUGGAGGUGGUUUUCCGGAUUGUCCAUAGGAUUUCGGAUUUAAAUAAUCUUGACCUUUUGAUCGUUUUUUAACUCUUAAAUUACGGGUACCACUAGCUAGAUCUCUUUGGAGAAUAAGUAUAAGAAGAAUAUUUGUCGGCGUCGCAGAGAUCUCUCGUUUCGUCUGGAAUACUUGUCAAGAGGAGCGGACGCAAUGAGUUCCAAACUGCUGAGCCAUCCCUCAAAGGCUGGAGCGACGGUUGGAGACAGCAACGGCCCCGGCAACGGCAUGGACAUCAUCCAGAGCCGCAUCGAGCUGCUGAGCACCAAGAUGGACCGGCUCAUCCACAUCCAGGAGAAGGUGCUGAGCCGGCUGGACGGGAUGUCCCAGGACAUCGAUGGCAUUGAGCGGGACGUGGAAAACAUGAAGGUGGACAAAGAGGAGAUCCACGUACCGCCGCCGAAGACGGUCAAAGCGGGACCCACGGGCGAGGUCAGGGAGAUGUGUCAGGAGAUGAGCUCCAUCAUGACGGUGGUGAACCAGCGCUCGGAACAGCAGGCCCAGAAGCUGGAGGGGAUGGAGAAGCUGGUUCUGGGCAUCCAGCAGGUGAUCAGUUUCAUAGGGGAGACGGUGAAGGGCUCCCAGAUUAUGGAGCGGAUGUUCAAGGGCCCCGCGGCACGGAAGAGCGCCAAGGCCAAAGACAAUAAGGGCAGGAUAGCCGUAAAGAGGCCGACGUCCACAGACGCAGUAAGCAAAAAGGCGGACAAGACCACCUCUACUAGGGGCACUACUAAAGGGACUCAGACCGUAGCCUCGGCAUGUGAACCCUGCACUCCACUGCCGUCUCACAAGACAAAGCUCCACGGACCAAAGCAAAUCCUCUCACCCCGCAAAUAUGGAAUCUUCCUUAAAGAUCCGAAAGGCAAAGAAGCGAAAGAGAAGCCGUGUUUGAGCCUAAAAAGUAAAAACACACAGAAGAAGAAGAAGAAUCUGGACACAACAGCAGACACUCUCUCCCAGAGGAAGCAUGCCUUACUGCUUGAGGAGGUGCAGAAGAUCAAUGAGGAGAACACAGAGAAGUCUGGUCUGAAGGGGACGGAGGCCACCGACUCCUCUGGAGAGCCCCCACAAGCUUCCUCUACCCCCGUGGACGUUCCCGCGGACCGCAAAGGGCUUGGAGAAGACCGGUCUGAGGAAGACAGCGAGAAGGAGAAGGAGGAGGAAGAGGAUGGUGAGACGGCUUCAAAGGAGCCGGAGGGCAAGAGCGAUGAAGACAAACCAGAGGAAGGACAUUCAAUGGACAAGGUGGAUGAGGAAGAGGCAACAACAAGCCCUUCUGUCCAGGACCUCCUCAAAGACGCCGUUCCUGCGAGCAGGGACGACCCCCAAGAGACUGAAAAGCCCCAGAUGCCAGAGAUUACCCCCACUCCGAGCAGUAAGCACCAUGUGACCUAUGAAGAGCAAAAGGCUGGAGACCACACCAAGAGCCAGGUGGAGGUUCUAGCUGAGGUGAAGGAGGAGGAGGAGGAGGAGGAGGAGGAGCAGGAGGACCCAGAGGGCUGGGCGGUGUUCAAGGCAGACGGGGUGGAGAUCCACAUGGACCUGCUGAAGAAGCUGCAGAAGAAGAGAGACGAGGUGCAGGAUGAAGAGCCCGAGGAAGACGAUGAUGUAGAGCGCCACUUCAUCGACAACAGCCCCCCCCCGGGGGCCCCCUUCAACCACCGCAUCGUCUCGGCCAAACCGAGCCAGAUCCGCAACUUCUACUCCAUCAACCACCAGGAGAUCCUUGGGGGGGGUCGCUUCGGCCAGGUCCAUAAGUGUGUGGAGAACUCCUCAGGACUCACGUUGGCGGCCAAGGUCAUCAAGGCCAGGAGUGUGAAGGAGAAGGAAGUGGUCAAGAAUGAGAUCCAGGUCAUGAACCAGCUUGACCACGCCAACCUCAUCCAGCUCUACGCCGCCUACGAGUCCCGCAACGACAUGAUCCUCGUGCUGGAAUUUGUUGAUGGGGGCGAGCUGUUCGACCGGAUCAUCGACGUGAACUACACCCUGAUGGAGUUGGAGACGGUGAGCUUCAUCCGACAGAUCUGUGAGGGCCUGCAGCACAUGCACAAGAUGUACAUCCUCCACCUCGACCUGAAGCCAGAGAACAUCCUGUGUGUAAGCAGAGUCACCAACAAGGUCAAGAUCAUCGACUUUGGCCUGGCGAGAAUAUAUAAGCCCCGGGAGAAGCUGCGAGUGAAUUUUGGCACGCCGGAGUUCCUCGCUCCAGAAGUGAUCAACUACGACUUUGUGUCGUUCAACACAGACAUGUGGAGCCUGGGGGUUAUCACGUACAUGCUUCUGAGCGGCUUGUGCCCCUUCCUGGGCGACGAUGACAACCAGACCCUGAACAACAUCCUGGCGGCCAAGUGGAACUUCGAGGAGGAGGAGUUCAUCACCGUGUCCGCCGAGGCCAAAGACUUCAUCACCAGGCUCCUGGUCGUCAACAAGACCUGGAGGAUGGGGGCGACUGAAGCGUUGAAACACCCGUGGCUCUCUGACCCUGUGCUCCACCAUCGCCUCUACACUAGGAAAACCAUGUGCAAAUCAAGACGGUCUUCGUGUAUCCCACCCUAAGAUCGUUAAGGACUCCACUUCAAUGAUGCUAUGGCUCUAUCUGGCACCCACCUGGACCAACAAUGUUGUACGCAUUUAAACAUGCAGUGCUGGAUUUUAAGCGACUGAAGGAUAGCUUACGUGCCUGCUAUUCAAAUGUCCCAAGAUUGACCCGAAUGCUAAAAGGAAGACAUCCAUUUUGGAUUGUGAGUUAUUGAUCAGUUUAUGUGUGAUAUGUUACAGAACUGAAACUGCUGCUUUCUUAG